ACGCUUGAUCCUACAUAAUCAAAACUCAAUUUCCUAUAGUAUACCACAAUUCGAAUUAAGAUUUACGCUCAAUUAUAUUUUUAAAAUUUUCCAUGAAUUAAUCAAAAUUUAAUUUUUGAAGUCGAUUUUUAAAUCUGAUGCCUCUUAAAAAGAAUCGUCUUAGUUAAUAGAUUUCUUUUCUAACUUUCUUCUCUCCUUUUUUCACAUCUUUUGAUUAUUGUUUGUUCACAUGAGGUUCUAGGAUCAUCAAAAUUUGAUUGAUAUUUUGUAAAGAUAAUUCACAGUGGAGGAAAGGAGGAAACUCGGAGUACAUCUGAAUAUGAUGGGGUUACAUCACGAUCUAAAAUAUGUACAGAAUCCUUCUUCCGGGAUUACCAAUCAAAUCAUGAAAGAUCUUGCAGAAGGGCCAUUACAUAUGGUUCAGCCCUUAAAUGGAUAUGUCGUAAAUGAUUACAAGUUUCAGACUGAAGAAGAUGGAUCAAAUAAAUCUAUGAUGAAUAGUAGUGUAUGCAUCAAGGGCUCUAGCUAUAGUGCAGAUAAUAUCGAUUACUAUGGUCGAUUGAUAGAGAUUUUGCAACUAGAGUAUAAUGCAUUACCAUUCAAGCGAACCGUGUUAUUUAAGUGUUCUUGGUUUGAUCCGACCCCAAAGCAUGGUACAAGAGUGCAUCCACAGUAUAAUCUUGUUGAUGUUAACAAGAGAAGACUGUUUAACAAAUAUGAACCAUUUAUUAUGAUUGUGCAAGCAUCUUAGGUGUAUUGUAAAAUGUAUCCUACUGUAAAAAAGACAAUGAGUGAAUGGUAAGCCGUUUGCCCAAUAAAGGCACGCUCUGUUGUAGAUGUUCCAAAAAAGUAGAGCAACCUCAUACAUUGUGAUCCAGCUACAUGGAGGAGGGAAAGGUGGAGGAGAAAGAAUAGGAUGAGGAUGAGGAUGAGGAUGAGGAUGAGGAUGAGGACGUGGACGAGAACGGGGACCGGGAUGAUGAUGAUGAUGAUGAUGAUGAUGAUGAUGAUGAUGAUGAUGACGACGA
Messenger RNA from Capsicum annuum, 1028 nucleotides. RefSeq lists its product as uncharacterized. The transcript has 2 exons. The coding region runs from base 320 to 751 and encodes 143 amino acids. Lineage: Eukaryota; Viridiplantae; Streptophyta; Magnoliopsida; Solanales; Solanaceae. The record is from RefSeq and is a predicted model, not a curated record.